AUGGCCGAAUAUUUACUCCGUGACGAAGACCUACAAGACCUGCGCGGAAAGGUCAUUAUAGUAACUGGAGGGGCUACUGGUAUCGGACGUGCCCUCGUGCAACUUGCCCAUGAUCACGGAGCAAAGGUUGCAGCUUGUGAUGUAAACAUAGAAGCUGGAGAAGAGCUAGAACAACAACUCCCGACCGAUUUCUUGUUUAAGAAAUGUGACGUAUCCAUCUGGAAAGAUGUGAUAGAGUUCUUCCAGGAGACGUACCAAAGAUUUGGUACAAUCGAUACAGUUAUCUCCAACGCGGCGAUAAACAAAGUUGAGAACCUUGACGACCUUGACGCAACCGAUAUUACAGACGGAGAAGAGCUUCGAGAGCCAGAUCUUUCUGUUCUCAAAGUCAAUAUGAUUGGAACAUGGUACGUGACUCGGUGCGCCAUUCACUUUUUCCGUAAGCAUCCAGAGACCAGAUCACAACUCGUACUUUUCGGAUCAGUUGCCAGUUACUUUGACACUCCGCCGCUUUACACAUACUGCGCGAGCAAAGCUGGAGUCCUUGGGCUUUUCCGGGCGUUACGGACACAAACAGUCAAGUACAACAUAAGUGUCAAUAUGAUUGCACCUUGGAUGACCCUCACUGACAUGGUCACCGACCAUGUUAAAAAGGUUUGGGGUGACUUGCCAGCAAACACUCCUCUCGAUGUUGCGAAGGCCAGUCUUUUAUGUGUAGUCAGACCCGAGAUUAAUGGAAAGGCGUUUCUCAUCAAUGGGGGCAAGUUCACCGAGGUGGAAGACAAGUUGGAUGAGACGCAGGCAGUAUGGUUGGGGUCAGAGCUUGACAAGAACAUGAGAGAAGGCCAGCGGAGACUGAUUGACUAG
Molecule: messenger RNA, 867 nt
Organism: Fusarium mangiferae
Lineage: Eukaryota; Fungi; Ascomycota; Sordariomycetes; Hypocreales; Nectriaceae
Exons: 4
Coding region: 1-867 (288 amino acids)
Molecular function (GO): oxidoreductase activity
Source: RefSeq, a predicted model, not a curated record